This is a messenger RNA of Vollenhovia emeryi, 1415 nucleotides long. RefSeq lists its product as uncharacterized. Lineage: Eukaryota; Metazoa; Arthropoda; Insecta; Hymenoptera; Formicidae. Bases 522 to 1043 code for a protein of 173 amino acids. The transcript is spliced from 2 exons. The record is from RefSeq and is a predicted model, not a curated record.
CCACACGAAAGUUUUCUGUACAUCGAGGGAAAACUAACUACUACAAAACAAAUCGAAGGAUCUGAUGUAGUACUGGGAAAUAAUUGUGUCGCGUUCAUGUUCGACGAGAUCCGAUAUGAACUUGAUGGUGUGGAGAUUGAUCGUGCCAGAAAUGUUGGAAUAACCAGCACGCUCAAGACCUACGUCUCGUCAUCGUUCGAUAAAAUGAUGUCUCUGAAGAAUGCCGGCUGGGAUGUGGUGAACAAUGGAACCGGAGACUUUAAUUUUUGUGUGCCGCUCAGCAUGCUAUUGGGAUUCUGUGAAGAUUAUCAACGCGUGGUGAUUAACGCCCGUCACGAAUUGAUUUUAAUACGAUCGCGCAAUGAUAACAACUGUCUCUUUGGAAAUGCAGCAAUGGAGCCUAAACUUGAAAUAUUCAAGAUACAGUGGCGCAUGCCGAAUGUAUUGUUAAACGAGGUGAACAAACUGUCGAUGCUGCGUGCUUUGGAAAGCGGACAAUACCUCAAUAUGGGAUUUCGUUCAUGGGAUCUGUACGAAUAUCCGCUAUUGCAACGACUAAAUAUUCAUGGGCUAUUAAAACGGCUACUCAGCUCGAGAAGCCGCGGUAUCUUAUCUUUGCUCUGCAAACAGGUCGGAAGAAUAUCAUGUCACAGAAUGUGAGCCAAUUCAGUCACUGCAAAUUGUGCAACGUGAAACUCUAUCUGAAUUCGGAAUGUUAUCCAUACGAUGAUAUGAAUCUGGAUUUCGAUAAAAGCAAAUGGUCGAGUCUGUAUGAUGCGUAUUCGCGGUUCCGGAAGAGCUAUUUCGGAAACGAGGUUCUUAUGCCCGGUCUCACUACCAACAAUUUUCUAGAACAAGGACCGUUUGUCAUUAUCGAUUGCUCUCGACAAAACGAGUCAGUCAAGAGCGCGACUGUGGACGUGAGAUUGGAAUUUGAGUGUAAGGAGAAUGUGCCAGUGAAUACCACUGCGUACUGUCUCAUCAUACAUGAACGUGUGGUUCAGUACAAUCCGCUGACCAGCGUCGUGCGCAAAAUUCCCUAAGUNCUACAUUUUGGACACAAUGGUUUCCCCUCUUUCCAAUACAGUUUAGAGGGGAUGAAACGAUUUAUAAAUCUGCUAUGCAUCAAGAGCAACCGCAGUAUUCCUCCUUCUCUCGACGUGUUCAAUCAUGUCCAUACCGACGUUUGUGGACCUGCAAGGCUUCGUUGUCAGCGGUAACUUUAUUGUGAAGGAAUUUGCCGCUCUCCGAGAGGGACGCGUUCUCUCUCACUACAUUUUCAUAUGUCCCGUACCAUGGAGGUUUCUCACCAAAGCGGAGCAACAUCAGGCAUCCUGGCUGAUUGCAAAUCGUCAUGGAGUACGAUGGGAAGACGGAAUGAUUCCAUACAGCAGGGCUAGAAGUCUGAUUACAAC